AUGUCACAAUAUAUAGCUAAUCAGUUAGUUUUCUCAGAUGAAUCAGCUUAUGAUAGAAGAACUCUCUCACGUCGUUAUAGUUGGAGUUUUUUAGGACAUCGUGCACAAAAAUUUACAUUUUUUGUUCAAAAAAAACGAUUUACUAUUGAGGGUGCAUUAUGUAUUAAUGGUCUUUUAGCAUAUAGUAUUCAGGAGGGCUCUAUGAAUACUCAAGAUUAUGAAAAUUUUAUUGAAAAUGUUUUAGUAAGACAACGUUUACAUGAUUUAUGUCAAGAAAAAGGUGUUAAAUUGGAAUUUUUACCACCUUAUUCACCUGAUUACAAUCCUUAUUAUUUACGCCAAAAUCAGGAAUGGGCAGAGUCAGUAGAAGACCCUUUAGAGGUUUUAGAUCUUACCUGUAUGACAAUUAGUACAAAUUUAGCUUGUACAUGUUUUCAACAUAGUGGAUAUUUGCGAUAA
Messenger RNA from Dentiscutata heterogama, 459 nucleotides. The record is from the annotation of a GenBank genome assembly. NCBI's taxonomy places the organism in Eukaryota, Fungi, Glomeromycota, Glomeromycetes, Diversisporales, Gigasporaceae.